AUGAGUAUGGUGAUUCGGCGGCACAUGCGCGGCCUUACAUCUGAUGGUCGGCAUAACAUCCGACGGAAGAAGGACCUGACACGCUACACAAGCUAUCGCGUGCAGCGAAUAGCUGGGUUGACUCACGACAACCCCACAGAAGAGAUCAACAGACUCGGCUUCCUGACGCCGCUUACGGACCUGCAGGACUCCUCAAACUUGCCGCGAUCUGCGAAUCACAUUCGUUUCAGAUAUCCCCACACCCUCAGCUACAAGGUUUACUGGGGUCCACCGACCGUCUACGAUGAGCCCAAUGAGUUUGAAGGCUCAAUGGUUGGUUGCACCGUGGCAGUUCGCCUCUGCGAUCUCCCGCUUACGCAAAGGCAAAAGGAGCGUUUGGUUGACAUCGUCGGUCAAGAUCGGGUUUGCGAGAAGACGGGCGUAAUCACGCUGGAAGCUGACCACUUUCCAGAGCGGAAUCACAACGCCGCUCUCCUCGGAGACAUGUUGGAGCAGCUUAUGCGGGAGGCCGUGCUGGCAGACCAGCAGAAUCCGGCUGUCGAGUAA
Molecule: messenger RNA, 546 nt
Organism: Symbiodinium pilosum
Lineage: Eukaryota; Dinophyceae; Suessiales; Symbiodiniaceae
Source: the annotation of a GenBank genome assembly